This is a messenger RNA of Juglans microcarpa x Juglans regia, 1015 nucleotides long. Its product is annotated as 60S ribosomal protein L6-like. Gene Ontology annotation, cellular component: ribosome; cytosolic large ribosomal subunit. NCBI's taxonomy places the organism in Eukaryota, Viridiplantae, Streptophyta, Magnoliopsida, Fagales, Juglandaceae. The coding region runs from base 116 to 817 and encodes 233 amino acids. Gene Ontology annotation, molecular function: RNA binding; structural constituent of ribosome. The record is from RefSeq and is a predicted model, not a curated record. The transcript has 4 exons. Gene Ontology annotation, biological process: ribosomal large subunit assembly; cytoplasmic translation.
UUUCUUACAGCAAUGUGCGGUGUAUAUUCAUUUCAAACUAGGGUUUCGUGAAGCCUGACGUUUCCAUAUUUACACGCGGCGGGCGGGCGGGCGAGCGGUCGAGCGAGAGAAAUCAAUGGCGCCGAGGCAGAGAACCCCGAAGGUGAGCAGGAACCCUGAUCUGGUUCGUGGUAUCGGCAAAUACUCGAGGUCGAAGAUGUACCACAAGAGGGGCCUCUGGGCCAUCAAGGCCAAAAACGGUGGCGUUUUUCCUCGCCAUGGCGCCAAACCCAAGGCAGCCCUUCCCGCCGAGAAGCCCCCCAAGUUCUAUCCUGCGGAUGAUGUCAAGAAGCCCCUCUUCAACAAGCGGAAACCCAAUACCACUAAGCUCAGGGCUAGUAUUACUCCGGGUACCGUGCUAAUCAUACUUGCUGGGAGGUUCAUGGGAAAGAGAGUUGUUUUCCUGAAGCAGCUUCCAACUGGAUUGCUUUUGGUCACGGGACCCUUCAAGAUUAAUGGUGUUCCUCUGAGGCGUGUGAAUCAGUCUUAUGUGAUUGCUUCUUCAACAAAGGUUGACAUCUCUGGAGUUAACCUGGACAAGUUUGAUGACAAGUAUUUUGCAAAGGAAGUUCAGAAGAAGAAAAAUAAGGGAGAAGGCCAGUUUUUCGAGUCAGAGAAAGAGGAGAAAAAUGCACUCCCACAAGAGAAAAAAGAUGACCAGAAAGCAGUUGAUGCUCCAUUGAUAAAAUCCAUUGAGGGAAUUGCAGAGUUGAAGAACUACUUAGCUGCAAGGUUUUCUCUCAAAGCAGGCAUGAAACCUCAUGAGCUGAAAUUCUAGUGCACUAGAAAAGGGUUAGGGUUGCUUCUAUUCAUCACCCUUCUAUUCUCUGUUUGAACUUUGUCUUAGUAGUUGUAGUCUUCUAGGUGUUGUUCUAGGUGAUGGUUUGUUAAAGGGAUUUCCCUUGUUCCAAUUUUGGUCAUCGUGAUGCAACUAACUACAAAUAUAUGUGAUACGUGAGUGGUUCUGUUUAUCUAA